CUGGUAAACAUCUAAGCGUGCGCUUGCGUAGUGCCUGUAAUGGAGGACAGGUCCUUCUUUUCGAGGUAAAAUCGGAAUUACUAUCGAUAUCAAGACACCAACUUCUUAAUAAUAACACAUUGGAGUUAUUUAACAGUGUCGGGUAAUUUCUGUUUAGGAUGGCGUCUGAUCCAAGGCCCCAGACUCCUGGCUCCAAGGGGAUCAUGACCUUUUACCCCACUACUGAGGAGUUCCGAAACUUCAGUCGCUACAUCGCCUACAUGGAGUCCCAGGGAGCACACAAAGCCGGCCUGGCUAAAAUCGUGCCACCAAAGGGUUGGAAGCCCAGGAAGUCGUAUGACGACAUAGAUGACCUGUUGAUCCCGGCGCCCAUUCAGCAGGUUGUGACUGGUCAGUCGGGCCUGUUCACUCAGUACAACAUCCAGAAGAAAGCCAUGACUGUCCGGGAAUUCCGCAGGAUGGCCAACAGUGACAAAUUCUGCAGUCCUCGCUACAACGAUUUUGAGGAACUAGAGAGGAAGUACUGGAAGAAUGUGACGUUCAAUCCGCCCAUCUACGGUGCUGACGUGAACGGAACGCUAUAUGACCCCGAUGUGACCUACUGGAACAUCGGCAAACUGAACACCAUCCUGGAUACGGUGGAGCACGAGGGCGGCAUCACCAUCGAGGGGGUGAACACGCCUUACCUGUACUUCGGCAUGUGGAAGACCACCUUCGCCUGGCACACAGAGGACAUGGACCUCUACAGCAUCAACUAUCUCCAUUUAGGAGAGCCCAAGUCCUGGUACUGUGUUCCCCCAGAGCAUGGCAAAAGAAUGGAGCGCUUGGCUCAAGGGUUUUUCCCUGGUAGCCACCAAAAUUGCGAAGCCUUCCUGAGGCACAAGAUGACCCUGAUCUCGCCCUCAAUUUUAAGGAAAUAUGGAAUUCCAUUUGAGAAGAUCACUCAGGAGUCCGGUGAGUUCAUGGUGACGUUCCCCUACAGCUACCACGCCGGCUUCAACCACGGCUUCAACUGUGCUGAGUCCACCAACUUUGCCACCGAAAGAUGGAUUGAGUAUGGAAAGCAAGCUGUGCUGUGUUCAUGCAGGAAGGACAUGGUGAAGAUCUCCAUGGACCUGUUUGUGAAGAAAUAUCAGCCGGAACGCUACGAUCAGUGGCUGGCCGGUAAGGACGCCGCCCCCAUCGACCACUCACGGCCCACCCCGGAGGCCAAGGAGUUCUUGGGGGAGGAGCCAGGGAAGGACUUCCUGGAGCUGUGUGGGGAGCAGCUCAACACAGAAGGGGAAAGAAAGAGUCCUACUCAAAGGAUAGGGACCAAGAGACAUAGGGUUUGUCUGGAAGUGCCUGACGAGGUAGUCCCUAAAGAUGAAGAUGAGGAAGAGGAAUAUGGAAAGAAGGCCAGGCUAGGCCUCACCAUGGGAACUGAGGGCUGCAAAGAUACAGACACACCGGUGAAGCUCACCUUGAGGGAUCUGCCUAAUGUUAUGACAGACCCUGCUGUGGGUAACUGCAGCACAAGCUCUGCCGUACAUAAAUUCAACCUCCCAUCCACCAGCGGCCACACAGCGUCCAUGUUGGCUCAACCCCAGUCACACAGAAACGGACACCUACCUGUAGUGGCUCCCCCGACCAGGACUGGCCCUUCCGUCCAGCCAAUCAGAAAAUUGGGGGUGGCAAGUCUGCUCUUCCACAAGACCCAGAGCCCCAAGGACACCUUGCAGAUCCACAGUUACGCCCGCGAUCACCAGCCACCGAUUCACCACACACAGCUCCAUGUGCACAGUUACGCCAGAGAGCACCUGCCACGGCACCUUCAAACCCACCUCCAGCUCAAGGCCCAUCCCCAGCUCCAAGUCAAGGAAGAGAAGCUGGAGUCCCAGGUCCCCUCCACGACCGGAGAGCAGAGCCAGGCUGGAAAGCAAGGAGAAUGGGUUGAAACUGAGGCCCAGACCAGGGGCACGUGUGAGCAGCAGCCAGGUGAAGCCAAGGCUCAGGAGGGAAGGCAUAAAGAGAAGGCCCCUAGCAGUCCACAGCCCUUCCAGAACCAAACGCACCAAAGGGCAGCCAAGAGGACUGAAGUGGAGGACAGAGUGGACAGACGAAAGCAAUGUCUUUCACCUGUACAAUCAGAGUUAAUGCUAAUCGAACAGACAAACCUCAGUUUAAGUAAGCCAGCAAAUUUGCAUCCAAGCAAGCAGGCAAACUUGAAGCUGAGUCAGCAAAUGAGCCCAGCAAAGCCGACGAACUCGAGCCCAGCGAAGCCGACGAACUCGAGCCCGGGGAAGCCGGCGCACUCGAGCCCGGGGAAGCCGGCGCACUCGAGCCCGGGGAAGCCGGCGCACUCGAGCCCGGGGAAGCCGGCGCACUCGAGCCCGGGGAAGCCGGCGCACUCGAGCCCGGGGAAGCCGGCGCACUCGAGCCCGGGGAAGCCGGCGCACUCGAGCCCGGGGAAGCCGGCGCACUCGAGCCCGGGGAAGCCGGCGCACUCGAGCCCGGGGAAGCCGGCGCACUCGAGCCCGGGGAAGCCGGCGCACUCGAGCCCGGGGAAGCCGGCGCACUCGAGCCCGGGGAAGCCGGCGCACUCGAGCCCGGGGAAGCCGGCGCACUCGAGCCCGGGGAAGCCGGCGCACUCGAGCCCGGGGAAGCCGGCGCACUCGAGCGCGGGGAAGCCGGCGCACUCGAGCGCGGGGAAGCCGGCGCACUCGAGCGCGGGGAAGCCGGCGCACUCGAGCGCGGGGAAGCCGGCGCACUCGAGCGCGGGGAAGCCGGCGCACUCGAGCGCGGGGAAGCCGGCGCACUCGAGCGCGGGGAAGCCGGCGCACUCGAGCGCGGGGAAGCCGGCGCACUCGAGCGCGGGGAAGCCGGCGCACUCGAGCCCGGGGAAGCCGGCGCACUCGAAGCCGGCGCACUCGAGCGCGGGGAAGCCGGCGCACUCGAGUCCAAGCGAACAGAAAAACUUGAGUCCAAGUGAUAGGCUGGACUUGAUGAGUGUGAAGAACAAACCCCUCCUCCGUAAGCUGCCGAAACAGCACCCACUCCUCCGUCCCAGGGAAAGCUCCAGUGACGACGAAGAGACAUAUGUGGAUGUGGAUUACGAACUGGAGGAGCGCGAGGAGUGGGCCAAGCCUCUGGCCCAUCUGUGGCAGAGCAGACCGUUCAACCUCCAGGCAGAGAGGGAGUACAACCAGCGCAUGGGCCUGCAGGCCCCAUACUGCUCUAUCUGCCUGCUUUUCCACACGUACGAUCAGUCGGAGUCCAGCAGCAACCCCGGUUACACGGUGAAAGGAAGACGUGGGGGCAAACAGAGGUCCACUCCCCUGAUCCCCGAGAUGUGUUUCAGCACCACCAAUGACAAGACCAACAACAGCAGCAGCGACAGUGGCGAGGGACACCUCUUCACGCCUCACCUGGAGGAGGACGGCACCAGCCUGCUGGUCAGCUGCUCCCGUUGCAGCGUCCGAGUCCACGCCAGUUGUUAUGGAGUGUCUUCAGAACAAGUGUCAGAUGACUGGAUGUGUUCCCGUUGUGAGGCCAACGCUCUGACGGAGGACUGCUGCCUGUGCUCACUGCGUGGGGGGGCUCUACAAAAAGCCAACAAUAACAAGUGGGUCCACGUGCUGUGUGCCCUGGCGGUCCUGGAGGCGCGCUUCGUGAACAUCGCUGACCGACGGCCGGUGGACCUCAGCUACAUCCCUCUGGCCCGGUUCCAGCUGAAGUGUUUCUACUGCAAGCGACGGGUGAAGAGGGAUGUUGGCUGCUGUGUGCAGUGUUCCCAUGGCCGCUGCACCACCGCCUUCCACCCUACCUGCGCCCAGGCGGCCGGCCAGCUCAUGCAGCCCGACGACUGGCCCUUCAUCGUCCACGUCACCUGCUACAGGCACAAGUCUCCCCACCUGCCGGAGCGCAAUGCGGCGGCCAUGAGAGAGCUGGAGGUGGGCCAGAAGGUUAUCUGCAAGCACAAAAAUGGCCGCUACUACCAGUGUGAGGUGCUGGAGCUGACCACCGCCACAUUCUACGAGGUUGUCUUCGACGACGGCUCCUACAGCGACAACCUCUUCCCUGAGGACAUCGAGAACCGGGACUGUGUGGCGCUGGGCCCUCCGGCGGUCGGCGAGGAGGUCCAGGUACGCUGGACAGACAAUCUGCUGUAUGGAGCCAAAUUCGUGGCAUCGCACUCCAUCCCCAUGUACCAGAUGGAGUUUGAGGACGGGUCGUCCCUGUCUGCCAAGCGGGAAGACGUGUACAGUCUGGACGAGGAGCUGCCCAAGCGAGUCAAGUCUAGAAUGUCCAAGGCGUCAGACAUGCGUUUCGACGGGAUCUUCACAGAGAAGGAGGUGAAGCAGGGCGCCAAGCGACAGCGCGUCAUCAACUCCCGCUACAGAGAAGACUACAUCGAGCCUCUCAUAUACAGGGCUAUCAUGGAGUAACUCCGGUCCUCUGCUUCAUUACGAACUAAGCACACACCCAGGGAGGAGGGAGCCUCAGGGCUUCAACGGGCGCUGGGUGCUAUUAGGAACAAACUCUCUCUGGAGGUGGAAGGCUUCCAUGCCCUUGGGGCAUUUUUAAAAACCACGGCUGGGACUUUCUGGUGGGAUUUCAGUUCUUUAUGAAACCCCCCCCAUAGUUUCUGUGAAUUGUCUUAUUGCUUGUUGCUAUACAUUUAUACGAUGGGAACCAGUAAUUAAAUAUUUGGUGGAAUUGGAACUGCCCAAGACACCGGGACAGAUUUGACCUCUUUUGUUGAAACCCUGCUCGAUUACCAGAUUUUGCAUUGUCCUGCCAUCUUCUGACCGUUAGUUCAUCCUUUGAUUUGUUACACGUAAGUCUGCUUUCUCACCUCGAGCUUUACCCAUCUAAAUGCAUUAACAAUACCCUUUUUCCCCAAUUCAAACAUGAUGGAUGACUCAUGAAAGAUAGCAUCUGACAACGCAUUGCAUUGCAUUCAAUAUGUUUUUUUAAUAACAUGCUAUUAGCUGAUAAUUUAAAACCGAUCAGAGGUGCUUUAUAUGCUUUGCAAUAUUAUGAACUUCAUAUUAUCUCAGCUAGGAAUGUACAGCUCUGAUCGUGUCUGCUGUGACGAAAGAAAGAUGAAGUUAGCAGCCCUAGCAUUAAGUUCAAAUGGCAGUGUUCUGUUAUGUUCAGUUUUUAGCUUUGCAACUUUAAAGCUUUGGAUUUAUUGAAUUUAAUUUAUGUCAGUUUUGAAGAGUUUGAGAACGCACCUCUUUGUUGCCACAACUCGCUGCGUUUAAUCCCAGAGAUGUAUUUAUAUUUGUUAUGUGGAUAGACUUUUGGAUGCGACUUGGUUCCCCUUUCUUGAAGAAGUUGUUUCAAUUAUUAAUUUUUUCCAAACCCUCUGUUGUAUUUUUAGUGUGUGUAUUUAGUGGAUCAGGGUCCUUGUUCUGCAGAAAAGCACUUAUUACUCCGUUAAGUGACAUGUCUUAUCAUUCUCUGUUCGGACGGCUGGUAAGUCCCUAAGUUACGGGAAAAAGUUAGCCAUGGGCCACCUUAAAUUGGCAAGCGUUAAACAUUGCACAUAGACAUACUACAUUCUACAUCCAGAAUUAUUCUUGUUUUAAAUUCACCACGAUGCAAGUUUGCGCAGUUGCUCUAGGGUUCAAACACAGGUUUGUAGUUGAUCACUAUCAGUAAGGUGACCGCAGCAAAAUGUUUCUCCGAAGGACACCCUCAGCACCUCCUUUACCCUUGCCUCGCCUCACAAUCUGUUGCCAUGGUUUGAUUUUUUUUGUGUGCGCCCUAGGCAUUAUCCCUGUGCAUUAUGGUUGUAAACAUCAAAUAUCAACUGUUGCAGUAAAGACUUGACCGAGGGGAAAAAAUGUGUUUCCUGUGUCUUGUUUCCUGUAAAAUUCCCCUAAACUGUUACACAUCCGGUCAGACGUUUGAGGGAGAUCCUAUAGAUCAGGGCUGCCCAGACUACAUCCUGGAGAUAUAUCAUACUGUUGGUUUUCUCUAAAGUUCCAGUUGACUUACCUACUUAAGCUUUUCAUCCCGCUACUGUAAUUCUUUGAAUCGAGUUUGCUAAAUUAGGGUUGGUGCGACAUCGUACAUGACUGUCGCCCUACGGGAUCAGGGUUUAGCAGCCCUGUUAGAGAGAGAGAGAGGCAAAAUCUUGAAUCUAAUUUACUGACUUGUAUAGCAAAAAAGUGACACUUGUUUUUCAUUUUUAUCCUAACUUUCUAAGCAUUGUACAGGUAUAAUAAACAUCUGCAGCUGUGCAAUGUUA
This is a messenger RNA of Esox lucius (northern pike), 6241 nucleotides long. It is a transcript of the gene kdm4ab, whose product is annotated as lysine (K)-specific demethylase 4A, genome duplicate b. The transcript has 22 exons. Gene Ontology annotation, biological process: chromatin remodeling. The record is from RefSeq and is a predicted model, not a curated record. Gene Ontology annotation, cellular component: nucleus. NCBI's taxonomy places the organism in Eukaryota, Metazoa, Chordata, Actinopteri, Esociformes, Esocidae. Bases 159 to 4427 code for a protein of 1422 amino acids. Gene Ontology annotation, molecular function: histone H3K9 demethylase activity; histone H3K36 demethylase activity.